Molecule: messenger RNA, 1798 nt
Organism: Serpula lacrymans var. lacrymans S7.9
Lineage: Eukaryota; Fungi; Basidiomycota; Agaricomycetes; Boletales; Serpulaceae
Exons: 12
Coding region: 1-1626 (541 amino acids)
Biological process (GO): double-strand break repair via nonhomologous end joining
Cellular component (GO): nucleus
Molecular function (GO): DNA-directed DNA polymerase activity; DNA binding
Source: RefSeq, a predicted model, not a curated record
AUGCCCUUUAAAAGGCCAUCUCCAGCUCGUUCUGAAUCUUCAUCAUCUGUGGAAGAACAUCCUUCAAAGCGGCCAAGACUCAGCUCACCGACGGAAAUAAUCAGUAAUGCAUCAAAUACCCGUCCUCUGAAAGUGUAUAUCGUACCCGCCAAGAUCGAUUCAAAGACGUUCUCGAGCCUCUGCCGUCUGACAGAACGAAGGGAUGCUAUAUUAGAAAAAGUGUCACCCAAGAAAGAUGGAAACGGUACCGAAGUGGAUGUAUGCGACUUUGAUCUUGAACUUUCUGGGGACGUGCACGAGGCCGAUGUAGUAGUGACCGCGGUGCAUAUGAAACAGCGAUUGGAAAGACAUGUAGACUGGGAACUUGCUAAAAGCAAAGCUAUCGUGACGCCUCAAUGGCUCGAAGAUUCGGUCAAGUACGGCAGACCUAUGCCCUGUGGCGAUUAUGCAGCUUUGAACGUUCUCCAUGAUGAAACUGUACAUGAAUGUCCUGACAGACCAUCUUGCAAUUCUGGCAGUCCUGAACCCGGCCCAAGUCAUACGUCCUCGCGAUCACCGUCCACUUCGAAACAAAUACCAGAGGAUGCUCCACAGCCAGCUGAUAUAAGUUUACUGACGCAUACAUCGCGAUAUUGUUGUUGUCGUGCAUCUCCUCUCGUCUGUCCCAACCAAGGGCUGAUAAAGCAACUCGAUAAAAUCAAAGAGGCCAGGAAUUUGGAGGGUGAGGAGAGAAGUAUGCUAAGUUAUGCCAGAGCAAUUUCUGUAAUAAAAGCAUUUCCGCACGUCAUCACGCACAGUAAUUUGAAGCGAGAGAUUUCCAAGCUCCCAUAUUUGGGUGAGAAACUCUUAUCAAUGGUCGAGGAGUUCAUAAAAACAGGUCAGAUAAAUGAAACUCAAGGAAUCCUCACUUCCUCUAGAUUUCAAGCUCUUUCUGCAUUUACGACCAUUCAUGGAAUAGGUCCACACACUGCAAGAAAACUUUAUAACCUUGGUCUGCGUACCCUAGAAGAUUUGGAAAGAUAUUAUGAAGUCGAACCUGGCAGAUGCGGCCAGGAAACGCUAGCAGUCAUUGAAGCGGCUGGCAGAGAGAGCGAUGAAGCCAUUGUCGAACGGUCUAUCAAAGUAGCCUUGGCAUUGCGCCACGAUUUUAGCCAGACGAUACCUCGUGCGGAAGUGGAAGAAAUGAACAGGGUAGUGAUGAGCGAACUAGAACAAAUAGAACAGGGCUGCAAGAGUAUCGUUGUUGGAGGAUACCGACGGGGUAAGCCACAGAGCAAUGACGUUGAUAUAGUUAUAUCACAUCGAAAUUGGGAAAGUGGUGCCGGAAAAAUUAAAGGGCUUUGCAAAAGAUUUGUGCGAAGAUUACACGAGCGUGGACUUGUCACCCAUGUCAUGCACCUGUCUGGUUUUCAUGAGCAUAAUGCACUCAGAACACAUCAUUGGGAUUCGUUGGAGAAAGCUCUAACUGUUUUCGUGCUUCCCGGAGAUGGCAGUCAAAGGCGCGUUUACAGACGUCUGGAUCUGAUAUUUGCGGCUCCCCAGGUAUUCUGGACGGCCGUGGUAGGCUGGACGGGGUCCACCAUGUUUCAACGGGACUUGCGACUAUAUGCGAAGCAACAGAAGUGAGUGUCCUUUACAGCGUUAGUAGAUCGCGGCGACACGAUUCAAAACUUUUCUUCCCAAAAACUGAAAGGGAAGUGUUCGAGUUGUUGGGGUUAGUAUACGUGCACCCCACCUUGCGCAAUGCCGAUAUUUAACUCUUCGAAGCUAACUUUAUAAUUGAUUAUUUCUGUAUCAC